This is a messenger RNA of Hibiscus syriacus, 1347 nucleotides long. Its product is annotated as casein kinase II subunit beta-1-like. The record is from RefSeq and is a predicted model, not a curated record. The transcript is spliced from 5 exons. NCBI's taxonomy places the organism in Eukaryota, Viridiplantae, Streptophyta, Magnoliopsida, Malvales, Malvaceae. Bases 394 to 1176 code for a protein of 260 amino acids. Gene Ontology annotation, cellular component: protein kinase CK2 complex; cytoplasm. Gene Ontology annotation, molecular function: protein kinase regulator activity.
ACCUCAGAAUGAAUGUAGAAGAAUAACACACAAUAAAUGCCCCCCACCCUUUAAAAGCUAUCCGCUCCGACUUAUCGGCCUCAUCGCCGGUACCUCAGAAUUCUCUUCCCAUUUUAACCUCUCUCUCUCUCUCUCUCAAACUUCUCCCUCCCCUCUGUUUAUUCCUCAACACAAUCCAGCAAGAUACAGUGAAAACCCAAAAGAAUCCAGCUAAAAAAUAAAUUUUAAAAUAAACAAGUGAAAAUGGGUUAGCUUUAUCUCUUAGCUCCAUUAAAUUUAAAACAUAAACCAAAAGGAACAAGAGAAAACCCUAGAUUUUGGGGGACCUAGGGUCACUUCUUUUAUGAAUCGGCCAUAAAGGAAGCGGAUUCAUAUCAGCAACAAACGAAAGAGAUGUACAGAGAGAGAGCGGCCGGAGGUUCCAAUGGAGAGGCGGUGUCGGUGGAUCGGAAGCGGAUUAACGAGGAGCUUGAUAAGCAACUGGAACGGUCGUCGCCGUCCACUUCGAGAGCGAUCAACGGCAAGGAUCAGUAUCAUGACUCUCGCUCUGCUUCUCUCCCUAAUGCUAACGCCUCCGGUGAUGAAUCUGAAACUGACAGUGAAGAGUCUGACGGGGAUGACACGUCUUGGAUCUCUUGGUUUUGCAAUCUACGUGGAAAUGAGUUCUUUUGCGAAGUUGAUGAAGACUACAUACAAGAUGACUUUAACCUUUGUGGGCUAAGCAGCCAAGUUCCUUAUUAUGAUUAUGCACUUGAUUUGAUUUUGGAUGUUGAAUCUUCUCACGAGGAGCAAAAUGAAUUAGUUGAGUCUGCGGCAGAGACGCUUUACGGCCUGAUUCAUUCCCGAUACAUAUUGACAGGCAAAGGAAUUUCUGCUAUGCUAGACAAGUACAAGAGCUAUGAUUUCGGAAGAUGCCCUAGAGUUUACUGCUGCGGACAACCUUGUCUUCCGGUUGGUCAAUCGGAUAUUCCUCGGACAAGCACAGUAAAAAUAUACUGCCCUAGAUGUGAAGAUGUCUACUACCCUCGCUCCAAGAACCAAGGCAACACUGACGGAGCGUACUUCGGGACGACAUUUCCGAACCUGUUUUUGAUGACAUACCACCACCUGAAGCCACAAAAAGCAUCUCAAAGCUAUGUGCCAAGAGUAUUUGGGUUUAAGAUCCAUAAGCCAUGACAUAAUACUGUUUUUGGGCAAUAGUUGUAUUGCCUUUUUGCCUAUCUGCAAUGCGAGUAAUGCUUUCGAAACGAUGGGUGUAGCUGGGCAGAGUCUUUCAGGUUCUUUUCAAAUGUUUUUAAACAAAUUACGAUAAAUCUCAAUUCCUGAUUUUCAAUUUAUGCUUCCGAA